AUCUUUCUAGAAUAGAUUAACGUUUGUAUCUCCAUAUAGAUCUUGACAACGUGUUUCACAAUGAACAUGAACCAUUUAUAAAAAUAAUAAGAGAACCUGCUUUGAAAUGUGUUCUGUUACAUCCUUCCCAAUUAAUCCAACUAUCUUCACGGUCUCCAACCCAUAUCAUUUGAAUAUGUCUCAGUGCUGCUUUGGAGGGUUGAACAGUUAAUGUAAUCAAUUAGUUGUAACGGGUAUAGCUUGGACCCAAUAGCAGCACAGAAUCAGGCAGGUAUAAUUGGUCAUGAAAUUUAUUACGAUACUGUAACAUAGAGUAGUAACACAGGAAUGGGUACACCGUACUCACACAGAGGCUCAGGAUUGAGCGAGGGUUCCGAAGAGGGGCAGGCAGGAGACAUAAUCGGGGUAGCGGAAGGACCGGUGACCAGGAGAUCCAACACACGAUGCAAACAAACCAGCGAGGGACAGACGAAAGGAGAGUCGAAGCCAGGCAGGAAGUCGAGGAGCCGUAGCAGGGAUACACCAAACGGCCCAGGAGAGAGGCAGACAGAAACCAGGAGGUACGGGACGAAGGCCGUGGUCGGGGACAGAAGGCUGAGGUGAUAUCCGGGAAGACGACAGGACGGAAUGGUCAGGGGCAGGCAGGUUCAAAUCCGUGUAGUCAGUCGGGAAAUCGCUGGAGAGUCUUGCAUGAAUGCUGAGAACAAUCUGGCAUUGUGAGAACGGUGAGGAGAGUCUAUAUACCGGGUUAAUUGGUGAUCAGAGGCAACUGAGUGCAACAGGUGAGGAGAGUUGGGCUGAUGAGAGGGGAGUGGCAGGCAGGCGAGGAGAAGGAGGGACUGGUGGAAAAAUACUGGGAGGUGAAGUGGAUGAGAAUGAGGAGAGGGCAGACUGUGACAUUAGUCUUUACGUUACAGUUUUACUUAAUCUCCUAUUUAACUCAUCCUCAUAACUUUCUGCAAAGUCCCAACUUUCCUAGUUAGGAUAUGAACGGUAAACUAAAUCAGGUUUCUACCAACUCCUUCAAACAAAGAAGCACCAACCGCCGGCUAUUGAGCACAUGUGUCUUCUGUCCCUUGCAUGCUCUACAAGGCAUCGCCGGUUCCCGCUGCCUGGGCGGUCGCGCGGCUGGGUCGAGCCGCUGUGUCCAUGGAGACGGGUGGAUACAAAGCGGGGCAGAGUGGCGACCGCUGCAGCGCCGGGUCCCGGCCCGGCCGAUGUACGUUUGCAUCGGGCCUGCUCCGUCUCACUUCUUCGUCGGCGUACAGCGCCGCUUGCUCGAGCGUGUGACUGACCGAGUACUACGAACAUACGCAAAAGUAGGGGAGAGUUUCGUUGCCGGGCCAUUCUGAAUGCAGACGCGAGAGACUGGAGAUGCAGGAAUCUGGAGCAAAUAGAAACUCAGCACGAGUAACUCGGCGGGUGGAACAACAUCAGAUGCAGGCUCACUACCUGAAACGCCCACUGCCCACUGAGUUGCCCCAGCAGUCUGUUUCUGCUCCAUUCACAAGGCAGUGUAUGGAAAAGGUCGGGUGGGUGGUGUUUUUGGUUGCCCAGGAGACUUGCGCUGUCUCGCUAUGCCUGGUCGGAGUGAACUUCCGUGUGGACACAGACCUUCGGACUUACCCGGGAUCUAUCUCGCCAAUUAAACGAAUGGACUGAGCGAUACGGUCGAGGACAAUGGCAACAUGGGUAAACUGUAUCAUUAAUUUCUGAUUUGGGUGUUUUAUUAAUGUUUAUCCCCAGAACGUUUCAGUUUAUAUUUCAGCAACCCGGUCCCAUAAACUAUUUAAAGUCUACUUAGAGUAUCAUGUUUCGUGUCAACAAAAGGGACUGUUGCUUGGAGAAGGGUAGAGAGCUUCCAGUUUCACUCAUUCACUUGCACGGGUGGGGGUGGGAGAGCUACCAAAUUGUAGUACUAUACUGAGUUUUAUUUUUAUUCACUUUGUGUCUCAUUGUGAAAAACAUAAGCUGCCGGAGGAACUGAGCGGGUUAUAAAUAAUUUCAUCUGAAAGCAGCGUUACGGAGGCAGAGGGACAACCGACGUUUCAGGCGCUGAAUUUGUGAAGUUAUCAACAAAAAAAGGAAAAACCAAGAGAAAGAUUAUGAUCCAUUUAAAGUCGUCCGAGGGCUCUCGACCAUUAAAUUCUAAAGAUGUGAACAAGAAUGCAAGGGCGGGAAAAUCAACGCUUUUAAAUUCUGAGACCAUCUUAAAAACAGACUCUCCUCGCACCUGUAAUUUGAAGUCUCUUCGAGCAAAGCGUCUGGCUUACUUUGUAAACCGUAAACAUAACUGCACAAAUUCAUCUACAGCCGAUGCCAAUUUGGGAUUUGAUGACCAACAAGUCACCAUUGAUCACACAAAUAGUGGCCAACAGAGUGAAAAUGUACUUAAAGCUGAGCAAAAUAUUUAUUUGCCAGAAAAAGAGCUUGAUAUCAAUGAGCUAGUUCAACGUACAAAAAUUCAGGAUGCACAGAAGUUCCAUGAUACAAAUUUAAAACCACCACUGAGAAUUUCGAAGAGUGAUGACAAAGCUACUUCCAUGCCAAAACCAGAUUAUCAUUUUCUGGAGAAUCCCACUGUAUCAGAGAUUCAGAAGCUAAGGCAUAUUCUAUGCUGGGCCCAGAAAAUCCUGAAAAAGGGUAAGGAAGUUUCAAAUACCCAAGUAUAUCAAAAUACUCUGACAAUAAAUGAGACAGAAUUGGCUGAGAGCCACUUGAAUCCUGACAUAUCACAACCAACUACUUUUAAUUGGUCUUCAAGUACCAAGAGAAGUAUCCACAGUGGUGCUGCAAGCAGCAGAUUUGAUAAUACCAAUUACUCGUCAGAAAUUGCUGCCGAUAGCUGCAGUUACCUUGAUUUCUUAAGGCCAAGUAGUAGCGUGGAUCAGACAUCUUCCUUCACUACCACCCUGACUGAUGUGCAGGAACAAUGCACAUCGACAAAUACUGGCUAUUCAAGCAAUCAUUAUUUUGAUUCUAAUAAUAUUUUGGAUAGAAAAUAUAGUGAGCAAGUAAACGCAUAUGAUAUUACAAAUGAAAAUUGCCAUUCUGUGACUAGUGAUGUGAGUGGACUUAAAAGCGAUAAUUAUUUUUGGAUUCCCCUGGAGGAAAAGUCGGAUGAUAAAUAUGUCACUGAAAACAGACCAAAGAAAGUAUCUGUGGAACAUUUUGUAAAAAGCAAUAAUGAUCCACUGUUGUGCAAUAGUUACAAUCAUUACCAUCAAAAUAAUAGCGAAUCAAUCUCAUCAACCCGAACAAUUAUACAUAGAAAAUCUCCAAUAACAUAUUACAGUUCAGAAGUUUUGGCAAGCCCUGAUAAUCAGCAUGACUGUGCACCACACUACAUCAGUAGUAAGAAUGGUAACAAUAAUAAUAAUUGGGAGCCAACUUUAUCAGCCAGAACGGUUAUACUUAGAAAAGCUCCUGUAACACAUUGUUACAGUUCAGCAGAUAUAUUGGCAAAUCCAGUUAAUCUGCAUAAUGCUGCACAACAUUCCAAAUUAAUUGUUUAUGAUAAAGAAAGACAUAAUUAUGCGUGGGAGGCCGAAAGAGUAGAACAAUACUCGGGAGGUUACCAGAAGCUUUCACUGGAAGAUUCAAAUAUUGCUGACAUACCUGGAGAUUCACUAAACCUGGCAGAUGCUGGUUUUAAUUUAAAAUCAUCAAUUACUUUAACGACUAUUCCAACCCCUUGUAAAGGAAUGACUGAAAGUUCAAAUAUAGCAACAACAAUAAAUGCCAAAGAGAAUGGGACUAAGCUAGUCAGAGCUUCCCAAGAAAAUUCAAAUAGUGGCCAGUUACCUGAAAAAUGUAGGAACUUGUGCAUUAUCAAUUCAGAUGAAACUUCACUUGCAUAUUCAUCAAUAUCUCAAAAUUAUUGUGGUGAUAUAAUAUUGGACAAAAGAGGGAGUGAAAAUUUGCCAACUUUGGAAAGUUAUCUAUCAAAGAAAGAAACAAAUUGUAAUAAUGAAGAAAACAAAUUGAGACACCAAAUAGCUGAGACUAGGGCACAAAGUAGUUUUAAAUUAUCUUCAGUGCUUUUGCCAUCAUUGUAUGAAUUCAACGAUUCAAUAAAGCCCAGCCUGUAUUUAGAAAAAGAGGAGCCUACAGAAAGUGAGAGAGGACAAAUCACAGAAGAAAGUUGUGGCUCCUUCCUCACUGCAAAUAAUCUGGUCAAAAUUUGCCCUGAGUGCAAAAGUGGUAAUAGUUCAACUGUUAACUGGUGCACAGAAUGUGGAUGUGUUCUGAUUGGGAUUCCACCACUGUUUGCCAGCAAUGUUGAUGGAAGAGCAUUCACGAAUCCCAGGGAUACUCCUAAUAAAGAGGAAAUCGACAUGUUGGUAGCAUUGGCAACAGAAAGAUUAAAAGAAAGCACUGGAAUUGUUGAGCCUGAGAUUUAUGAUUUUAAAGAUUCAGAAGAUAGCACAUGUUUCUCUUCAGAGCUGUGUGAACCUCAGCUUAGUGUAUAUGAGAGAUAUCUUUUAUACAUGGAAAACUUGGAAAAACUACGAGGCCCACAUCAAACAAACCAACAGCAGCAGACAGAUAUCCUUCCAAUAAAGGGAAACACAAAGCAGACAGAAACAAUUGAUGAAGACAACAGCUCCUAUGGAAAGCAUGAACUUGAAAAUAGUAUUACCACCUCAUUCAGGGUGUCGACAGAUUUCCCCGAUCAAACCUAUAGGAAAUAUGCUGUUUAUGAGCAAGAUUCUGAAGACAACUCAAUUCCCGCGUUAGCCAUAGGAACGAUAUCUUCGGGAGAAAAUGUACCAGGAUUUCCAGUACUGCAUUGUGGUUUUCAGGAGAAAAAAUACUUGCAACAAAAGAACAAUGAUGAAACAUCGAAGAACAUUUCACACGGAGUUGUUUUGAAGCAAAAUCGUGGAAAUCAGGAUUUAACUUCUUUGGAAUAUGAGAACAAUAAAGAAACUUUCAAAGAUGCAGAGAAAAGGCCCAAGAGGAGAAAAAACAUCCAGGCAAGCAUUAAUCGAUAUCAAAGAUGUUGGGAGAAGUCUAGUAUCGCAUGGUCAUCCUAUACCCAUGGAGGUACAAAGACCAGGUCAAUACAAAUAAAUCACUCAGGACCAAUUGCAGACUGUCAGGGAAAGAAAGGAAAACCACUGCCACAUGAUGGUCCUUCAGCUGUGAAAAUGAUGAACAGUAAGGGGCCGGGAAAGCAACACAUCAAAAGGCCCUUAAGUGCUAAUAUUCUGGACAAUAAACAAGCACCACAAGGAGCACGCAAAUCUAAAAUAUUCUUUCAAAAUGCAACAGUGGCUGGAAGGCCAACGACAAAACCUCGUGAAAUCUCUACUUCUUUCAGGAACAAUGCUUCACAAUCCUGUGACAAGCUGAAUUCUCGAGGAGAUGAUAACCAUUCACCAUGGCUUUACCUGCCUGAUGAGAUGUGGAUUAGAGUUUUUACCCUGUUACCACACCGGGACCUCUGUCAAGUUGCCCAAGUCUGCUACUGCUUCCACCGCCUGGCAAACGAUGAAACCCUGUGGAAGAAUAUUAAAGUUGAAAAUAGUAACUGUUUGAAUGAUGAAUGGCUUAAGAACAUUGGGCAUCACCAACCACAAAGUCUCAGCCUCUGUCGAUGCAACGACAGGACAAAAUCCAUCACUGACUCAGGAUUAAGGGAGCUGUUCAGGCGUUCGAAGGAUUCACUUAAGGAACUCUACGUUACAUGCUGCAGUGGACCUAAGCUGACAGGGGACUCAAUUCUACUCCAUGCAAGUGCAGUUUGUCACAAGCUAACUUCUGUGGAUGUCAGUUGGACAGCAGCUACAGAUGCUGGAAUUAUAGCACUUGCUCAUUCGUCUUCAUGUCUUUACAGACUCCUCGUCAAUGGAUGCCAUCUCACAGAUGAAAGUAUCAAUAUUUUGAUUAAAAAGCAUGGAAAAAGUCUAAAAGAGCUGGAACUGUUUGGAUGUCAUGAACUAAAUACACACUGCUUGACCCACAUGGCUCAGGAAUGCUUAAACCUGCAGAUUCUGAACAUCGGUCGAAUCCCGAAGCUUACAAUGCCUUGUUUGAUACAGAUAGUGACCAGUUUGAAAAAUCUAAGAGCUCUGUAUUUAUCUGGUUUGAAUGCGGUUUGUGAUUCGGUUGUGCAUCACACUGCCAGACAAUGCCCAAAAAUGGACCGCCUCAUUCUCAGCUCCUGCCCUCAGCUGACAGACAUCAGUCUUUUUGAAAUAGGAACCUAUUUGUCUACCAUAAGGUACCUUGAUGUCAGUGGCUGUAAGAAGGUUACAGAUACAGGAGUUCAGGCUAUAGCUUUGAGCUGCCGCAAGUUGCAAUAUCUGGACCUUAGUUCCACGGGAACUGGCAAAUAUGGAAUUUGUUUACUUGCAUCUUAUUGCAAUCAGAACUUGGAAUGCGUGAAACUCAGCUUCUGCAAAGAAAUAACUGAAGAUGCCUUAAAAAAAUUGUGUAGAAACUGCAAACAACUAAAGUUGGUUCAUCUCUAUGGAUGCCAAUCUGUCCAUAAUCUGAAGGCAAUUCAGGCCGUGAACAAGCAAGUGAAGUUGCACCAUGAUCUUCCACCCUGCAGUGCCAAAGAUCAAGAAUGUUAAAAACAUGCAUGUAAAGAUCACUGAUGUAAUGCCAUAUUUUGGCAUAGGUGCUCCCACACAAUGCAUCACCAUGCCAACUGUGAAGAGAUUCUUACUGUGGUUGAAAGGAACUGUGCUGUAUACCUCUCUGUUGUCCAUUUUAACUCCAUUUAAUGUUUAGAUGGGGAUGCGGGAAGUCUUUUUUAUGUCAUCGAUUAAAUAUAAAUAAAUUUAAUUGGAGCAAACUAUUUUGACGAGGAAUUUAUUCUGCAAUAUUUGCUUUUAACCACAAUGCGCAUUAUUCAUUAUACAUUCAUUUGCUUACAAUGAACACAGACAGACAUGCAUAUUUUGCUCAGUGGAAUCUUUGAUUAUUUUCUUACAUCCACAUGGCACUCCUAUGCUUGGAUCACAUAGAGCAUGCAGGGAUGACAACAAUUUCUGAUGAAUUGCCCAGAUGGUGCGAUGCCACCAACCAUGUUCAGUUGGUUGCAUUGCAUGAAAUUAUAUCAUGAAAACAUAAUCAAUGUACAGUGUAUAUUUUACCAUAUUUUAUUCAUCAUGUCAGAGAGAAUUAGACUUGGAAGGUAGACACAAAAUGCUGGAGUAACUGAGCGGGUGAGGCAGCAUCUCUGGAGAGAAGGAAAAGGUGAUGUUUUGGGUCAAUACCCUUCUUCAGACUGAUUUGGACUUGGAUAUCUACUUCUUGCUUCCUUAUUUCUAGGAAUAUUUCUCAUAUUCCUCAUGGCAUAGUUGGUUACUCUUAAAGCAAUCCCAUUCUUUUAGUCAUGCAGCAGGGGAAAAAGCCCUUCAGUCCAACUCAAUCAUGCUGACCAAGGUGUGAAUGGUGUAAAUGAGGUGUAAAUGUAAAUGGGAAGUGGAAUCCAAUUGAUGUAUUGUUAAUGGGCAGCACAGUGACCCAGUUGCCUCAUCGCGUCAGAGAUCCGUGUUCGAUCCUGAUUUCUGAUACUGUCCGUGUGGGUCCUGUAACUGGGUGGGAUUCCUUCAGAUGCCCUGGUUUCCUCACACAUCCCAAAGAAUUGUGGGUUAUAUGUUAAUUGGCCUCUGUAAAUAGCCUCUGGUUUGUAUGGAGUGGAUGUAAAAGUGGGAUAACAUAGAAUCAGUGUGAAUAGGUGACCAAUGGUUAGUGUGGACUUGGAGGGCUGAAGGGCCUGUUUCCACACUGUAUCUCUAAUUGAAACUAAGCUAAACUAAAUUAAAUAUUCCUCUUCAACAGAUACUUUAUAAACUAUGUGGUAGUUUUUAACAAAUUCUCAUUGCAGGAAAUUUAAUUAGCUUAAGCAAGCCACUGAGAUAUUAGUACCAUGGCAAUGGCUGUAAAACAAGCUUGUGAAACCAUAGAAACAGUAAGCAAAGGCCACAUCCUGGAGUUCUGAGACAGAGAAGAGUAUGUCCUGUACAUUGUCACGCCUUAAAACAGAUUCAAAACAUUCCAGGUCUUUAAAGUGUUGGCACAAAAUUAACAAAGUGCCUUCACUUAAAACAACGUUUUGAAUUGAUCGCUUAGAAAAUGUAGAAUGUUUCUUAAAAAGUAAGCUAAGGAGGUAUUUCAAAUAAUUAUUUUGUUAUUCAGGAAAACUAAGCAGAACUAGCUUUGAUAAAUCAGACCCAAAUGACAUUAUGCAAUCUAAUGGAGUUUUGACAGUAUGUUGUGCUACAGUAAACAGAGAAUAUAAAGUUUGCCAAACGACUUUUAAUAAAGUUCCAAAUACCUUGGAAGUCUCAUUUCUCGCACGUCAUACCUUCUAAUGAAAUAGAAAGAGGCCAUUUGGCCCAUUAAUUCUAUGCCAGUUCUUGGAACUCCCGAGACUCAGACGGACCAAAUUACACAGAGGUAACAUUGUAGCCAAUUAACCGUUGAGUGAACUUUUAACACAUUUAAGGAAAUAGGCUACAUGGGAGAAAAUCCACUUCAUCAAGGGGAGAAUAUGCAGACUGCACAUGGAAAGAACUCAAAAUCAGGAUCGAAUUGCCACACCACUGAGCAGCCUGGAGUUAUAACAAAAUUAACUUCCUUGUACUAAAGUAUCAUGCAGGCUGGCUCAUGGUGAAACAUGUGCCUCAUUCAAGUAAGGAUUUAAAUAUGGUUAAAUCACAGCUUUAUACCUUUGUAAAGUAAAGUAAAGUAGCCUUUAUAGUCAUUCAGACCUUGUGGUCUGAACGAAAUUCAGUUACCUUGCAGUCCUACAUAUAGUAAAAAUGACAAAAACACCCAAUAAACACAAAUUAACAUCCACCACAGUGAGUUCACUAGGCACCUCCUCACUGUGAUGGAAGGCAAAAGUCUUAAGUCUUUGUCUCUUCCAUCCUUAUUCUCCGUCUGCGCCGAGGCGAUCCAGGCUUCGGACGUUGUGACCCUGCCGGGUGAUGGUAAGUAAUGUCGGUCCCGCGGCUGAAUCCGAGCUCCGCGAAUGGGCCGGUUCAACUCCGCGGCCCGGGGUGGUCGAAGCUGCCACCCUCCAGUCCAGUGGACGCAGCUGUUGUUGCGGGAGCUCCGGAGAACAGGUCACCAACCUGGGACCUGCAAGCUUCCGUCGAUGUCGUCCACUGGGCCCGUGGCCGAGUCCACCGGGCUCGCGACCGAUCCUCCGAGGUCGGGUCGCCGCAGCCGCUGCCCCAGCUCAGAGGUCGGGUCACCGCAGCCGCUGCUGCUGCCGCAGCCACUGCACCAGCUCCGUGGUCGGGUCGCCGCUGCCGCCGGAACACCACAGCUCCGGAGUCGGACUGCUGCCGCUGGAACGCUGCCCCAGCUCCGAUGUCGCCAGCUCCGCUAUUAGGCCUAGACGGAGAUGGGGGAUACGACAAGAGAAGUCGCAUCCCCCCGAACGAAGAGACCAAAAACAUGUUUCUCC
Leucoraja erinaceus (little skate) is the source of this 9436-nucleotide messenger RNA. RefSeq lists its product as uncharacterized. The coding region runs from base 2106 to 6584 and encodes 1492 amino acids. Gene Ontology annotation, molecular function: protein binding. Gene Ontology annotation, cellular component: SCF ubiquitin ligase complex. Gene Ontology annotation, biological process: SCF-dependent proteasomal ubiquitin-dependent protein catabolic process. The record is from RefSeq and is a predicted model, not a curated record. The transcript has 18 exons. NCBI's taxonomy places the organism in Eukaryota, Metazoa, Chordata, Chondrichthyes, Rajiformes, Rajidae.